This is a messenger RNA of Aphanomyces invadans, 2214 nucleotides long. RefSeq lists its product as hypothetical. Gene Ontology annotation, molecular function: protein binding. NCBI's taxonomy places the organism in Eukaryota, Oomycota, Saprolegniomycetes, Saprolegniales, Verrucalvaceae. The record is from RefSeq and is a predicted model, not a curated record. Bases 12 to 2189 code for a protein of 725 amino acids. The transcript is spliced from 7 exons.
CAAAACCAAACAUGAAAACACCAGACCAGGCGGCCGCCCUCAUCCAGGCACGAUGGAAGGGCCGCCAGUACCGUGCCCAACGCCGCCGCUACGUUGAAUUGAUCACAAAGCUACAAGCACGACAACGCGGUCGGGCCGUUCGGCGCGAGUUCAUUCCCUUUCGUGCAUUUCGACGAGAACAGUAUGCAUUCGAAGUUGAGAGCAAGGCGAGGCGCGCACGCAUCUGGCAGCACCAACAGCAGCUUCUAUACAUGGAGUCCAUGUCACCAGUGCAAUACGAUCGUCUCAUGGCCCUCCAACGGCAGCGGGCAGCUCGUCUCAUCCAGCGGCGGUGGAAAGAGUACACCCUCUCCGCACAAUAUCCGCGCAGUAUGAGUGUGCACCACAUACAUGCUUGGGACACAGACGAUGGCACCGCCGAUUUUGACGACAAUGCCUUAUACAACUCGAUGGAUUGCACACCAUCUCUACCAUCAAAAGCAAUCGAUCCCGUGGUGUUCCUGUCGAAGAAGCAAGCGAUCCAUCAGCGUGUACAAGAUGCCGUCCGUACCUUCUCCGCGAAACAUCCAUGGAAAAUACCUAUCCAGGGAGAUACCAAGACUGCGUCCGACACUGCCAGACGCGCCACGUACGAAAAGCUCCAAAGAGAAACUGCAAACUGGGCAAGCCGGCUCCAAGAGCAUUGCACGGCGCUCCGUCAACCAAAACUAGCCACCGACGCAAGCGUUGCCGCCGCGUUGGCGCGAUGUGAAGUCAGACUCCAAAAGCUGUUGGCCCCAUCGCAGUUACCAUCCAUAUCAAACUCUGGUGAAGAUGGCGGAGGCACGAUGCCGUUUCUUCCAAAGGACCGUCCGAGACGAGACGCCGCCGUGGCCGCGCACAAGGCAGUUGUACACUCGAUCGAAGAAGCGUCGAAAGCAUCCUACUACAUGCCAGUGGGAGGUCGAAUGCACGAUAUGCGGCAAAUUCGACCCCCGCCGCCGUGGGAAAUUCAAGGUCACGACAAAAUAUGGACGUGGCCUCACUCGUUUCGAGUCACCGUAAACACCGUCGACGACGAGGCUCCCAUCAAGGGCGACGACUCGGACAACCCCAUCGAUCAAUUUCUGACCCGCUCCGCAGCUUCCCGAGCCACGGAAGACCCACUGCACCAGGGCAAACGCAACUCCCGUGACAUGCAAAUCGAAAUGGACCACCUGUGGCUGCAUUACGCGGAAGCCACGUCGUUGCCGCCGUCGGCGAUGCUUGCAAACGUGACCAGCGUCAUGACGACGCACCCGAGUCUACUGGCAUGCCAACGGGCAAGCGGGAAAACGGGUGGGCAGGACGAUGUGUUUGGACUGUCCUUUGACGCAAUCGUACGGUCGAAAACGAAGCACCUCGUCGCGGACAUCACCAACCAAAUCACGUUCAACACGCAGCUUCGGCUCGUCGAAGACCAUACGAAGAACGCAGUGGCCAAGGCACGCACACCGAUGGCCACCAAGGAAGACGACGACAUGGAGCUGAUCGGGGGCGUCGACUAUGGCCGAUUGAGGCGACACCACAUGGCAACGAGGAUUCAAAGGCGUGUGCGUGGAAACAAAGGUCGCGCGGAGGCCCAGGAAAUUCGAGCCAAGUACUUUGUUCAAGUCAAGGGCCGCGCCGUUCGCAAAGGACUGUGCGAAGAGUGCGGCGACGUGCGAGCAGUCCUCCAGUGCGACGAGUGCCAAGAAACAUCUCAUUUUUGCCCACAAUGCUGGGUUCAAGUCCACAGCACGCGGCGACGCAAAACGCACGUGCCGAAACCCAUGGCGAUCGAAUCGACCGCACCGAAACCGUCGACUCGAUGUGUUCAAGAACCUGUUGGACCUGUGGCGAUUGCAAGACAAACUGCUGCGCCGUCCCGCCACGUGCAGCCCAAUCCAGAGAUUGAGGAUAUCUUGAGCGCCGCGCUGGCACUGCCAGGAACGCAGGAGCCGUUGAACAUGCAGCCAAAUUCAGUGCAACCACUAAUCUCCGAUGCGACUGUACCCUCCCAAAGUCGACAGCGCAUGGGAGCGCAAGUGACACCAUUCGAGCUGCAGCCAGAGGGCACCCGUUCAACAUCUCGCCAUCCCUCGACGGUUGUUGUCGCGGCGGACGUCAUGCUGCUUGAUCUUGUGCACCAAGCUGCCAACGAAGCGGCCCCGCCAGUGGAUGAUUCAUAAAGAACAACUUGCUCAAACGACGGCA